UCUGCCAGAUGCAAUGCUCCAGCCAGAACGGAGCGAAGGUAGGCAGGCUGCAUGGGAGGCAGCGCUCUUCUGGCAAACGGGUGACGAGGCAGAGAGAGAGAGUACCCUCCGUUGCUGUCUUCUCCUCCCUUGGCACUGAGAGCAUGUUUGAUUUUGCCUGUCUUUGAAGUUAUGGAGUUGGACAACAAACUUGAGCUGGACGGCCACCAUGAGUCUCUCGCUGGCAGGAUGGGCCGGCGGCGCAGUAUGCCUGGGAGUACGGUGGACAAAACGGUCAUCGCUAUGGAUCCAGAAACGUCAACACCUUUUAAAGUCACGGGCUUUCUGAGUCGCAGACUGAAGGGCUCCAUUAAACGCACCAAAAGCCAGCCGAAGCUCGACCGCCACAGCAGCUUCAGGAACAUCUUACCGGGCUUCAAGAGCGCGGAGAAUGACGGUAGAUCCCAUCUGAUGCCGAGGCUGAAGGAAUCACGGUCUCACGAGUCGUUGCUCAGCCCCAGCAGUGCAGUAGAAGCUCUAGAUCUCAGCAUGGAGGAGGAAGUGCUCAUCAAACCUGUGCACAGCAGCAUCCUGGGACAGGAUUUCUGCUUUGAGGUAACUACUUCAACAGGAAGCAAAUGCUUCUCAUGUCGGUCAGCUGCAGAGAGAGACAAAUGGAUGGAGAAUUUGAGACGUGCUGUGCAUCCCAACAAGGAUAACAUCCGUCGGGUGGAAAACAUGCUGAAAUGUUGGAUUAUCGAAGCUAAGGAUUUGCCUGCAAAGAAAAAAUACUUCUGUGAACUUUGUCUGGAUGAUGCGUUAUAUGCACGGACUACCUGCAAACUCAAAACGGACAAUGUUUUCUGGGGCGAGCACUUUGAGUUCAACGACCUACCCUCGGUUAAGAGUAUCACCGUGCAUCUUUACAAGGAAACAGACAAAAAGAAAAAGAAGGACAAAAAUAAUUACGUGGGCCUUGUCAAUAUCCCUGUAGCAGCAGUCACCGGGCGGCAGUUUGUGGAAAAGUGGUAUUCUGUGAGCACGCCGAAUCCCAAUAAAGGAAAGAGUCCGGGACCCAUGGUCCGAAUGAAAUCCCGAUAUCAGAGCAUGAGCAUCCUCCCCAUGGAGCUGUACAAGGAGUUUGCAGAGUAUAUUACUAACAAUUAUAUGUUAAUGUGCUCAGUUCUGGAGCCAGCGCUAAGUGUGAAGAACAAGGAAGAGAUGGCUUGUGCACUUGUCCAUAUCUUGCAAAGCACAGGCAAGGCCAAGGACUUUCUGACAGAUCUGAUGAUGUCGGAGGUGGAUCGGUGCGGAGACAAUGAGCAUCUCAUAUUCCGUGAAAACACACUGGCUACUAAAGCUAUAGAGGAGUACCUGAAGUUAGUGGGACAGAAGUACCUUCAGGACGCUUUAGGUGAGUUCAUCAAAGCCCUGUAUGAGUCAGACGAGAACUGCGAGGUGGAUCCGUCCAAGUGCUCCUCCAGUGACCUGCACGAGCACCAGAGCAACCUCAAGAUGUGCUGUGAGCUGGCUUUCUGCAAGAUCAUCAAUUCUUACUGCGUGUUUCCUCGGGAGCUCAAAGAAGUGUUUGCAUCCUGGAGGCAGGAGUGCAGUAACCGAGGCCGACCGGACAUCAGCGAACGCCUGAUCAGUGCAUCUCUUUUCCUGCGCUUCCUGUGUCCUGCCAUCAUGUCGCCCUCGCUCUUCAGCCUCAUGCAGGAAUAUCCUGACGACCGCACCGCCCGCACACUGACACUCAUUGCCAAAGUGACACAAAACCUCGCCAACUUCACCAAGUUUGGCAGCAAGGAGGAGUACAUGUCCUUCAUGAAUCAGUUCUUGGAACAUGAAUGGACCAGCAUGGAGCGCUUCCUGCUGGAGAUCUCCAACCCCGAGACCAUCUCAAACACGGCAGGCUUCGAGGGUUACGUUGACCUGGGCCGUGAACUCUCCACACUCCAUUCUCUCCUGUCCGAAGCCAUCUCACAGCUCGAUCAGAGUACUAUUACUAAGCUGGGUCCUUUAGCACGGAUCUUGCGGGAUGUGAAUUCAGCCCUGACGAACCCCACCGGACCCCCUGUGUCAUCUCCCACCGAGCGUGUGGGUUCCCCCACUCUACCCAGCAGCAGCCUGUCUACCGGUCUGCAGAAAAUGGUCAUGGACAGUGAGAUCACAGGGUUGGUGGAUUUCACACGGCUGCCCUCACCGACCCCCGAAAACAAGGAUCUGUUUUUCGUAACAAAGAAUUCUGUGAUCCAGCCGUCACCUGCCCGCAGUUCCAGUUACUCGGAGACCAACGAGCCAGAAGUUCAGAUCCCCAACGGCAGCAAGAGCUUGUCAAUGGUGGACCUGCAGGACAGUCGUUCUCUUGAGAGCGCGCCCAACACCUCCUUCAGCGACCCCAUCAAUGACAGCCAGACCUCCGUUGGCCAGAGCACAGGGAUGUGGACCACCCGCACCGCUAAGGGCAACACACCCAGUGGUCCGACCCUGAGGAGGGCAGGCCAGACCCCCACUACACUGAGUACAGAAACCGCCCCAGGAAGGUCCCAGCUGCUUGCCCCGCUCUCGUUUCAGAACCCCGUUUACCAGAUGGCCACCGGAUUGCCCCGCACAGUGGCCGAUUCUGGAUCUGAAUGCCAGAGCUCCAUCAGCUCCCAGAGUAACGCAGAGGAAGCAGCUACUGCAGGGUCAAAGCACCCAUUCCUGAGCCAGUCUAGCACGGGGGCCAGUGGCGGAGGGGGCAGCAAUGGGGACGAGUUCAUUCGGUGCUCUGGAGAGUUCGCCCGCAGACAACUGUCCCUCACAGAGACCCAACACCAAGCCAACGUACCACGCCAAAACAGCACAGGGCCGCAGCGCAGGAUAGACCAGCCGCCUCCAACCGUCACAAGGGGCCGCACUCCACCCAACAUGCUCAACACUGCACCGUACCCCCGCCCCUCCAGUGGAAGUAUGAUGUCAUCAUCUCCUGACUGGCCCAGCAGUGGCACCAGACUGAGGCAGCAGUCGUCGUCCUCCAAAGGGGACAGUCCAGAAUCUAAACAGCGCACCCUACACAAACAAGCUCCGUCUCCUGUGAAUCCCAAUGCGUUGAACCGCACUGCUGCUUGGCUGCUGAAUAUGAAUGUGCAAUAUUUGGAGCAGGAGGCAAUUGACCCAGAUUCGAAACACCGGGAGGACUUUCCAAACAAGGAGGAUCUCACACCAACUGAAAAGUAUCAGCAGGAGGUUGCGGUCCUGCAGGAAAAGCUGCGUAUUUCUGCUAAGAAGCUGGAGGAGUAUGAAUCUCACAUAAAGAGCCAGGAUGACCAAACCCAGACGAUGCUCUUGGAGUACCAGUCCCGGCUUGAGGACACGGAGGAGAGAUUACGGAAGCAGCAGGAUGAGAAAGAGCACCAGAUGAAAAGCAUCAUCACCAGGUUGAUGUCAGUUGAAGAGGAGCUGAAGAAAGAUCACACAGACAUGCAGGCCAUUGUAGACUCCAAACAGAAAAUCAUCGAAGCCCAGGAGAAGAGAAUCGCAUCCCUGGACGCUGCAAAUGCCCGGCUAAUGAGUGCUUUGUCUCAGCUGAAGGAUCGUUACAGCAUGCAAACGAGGAACGGCAUCUCUCCCACAAACCCUACCAAGCUGCAGAUCACAGAAAACGGUGAAUUCCGGAACAGCAGCAACUGUUAGCGUGGACACAAACACACAAAGGCCUAUGGGCCUAGUGACGGUCAAGGGCUAUGGGUAACUCUCUUACAGUACGGAAAAAAGGUGCACCGGCGGGGUUAAAUUUACUUCACAAAGUCCCUAGUACUGGGUCGAAAGGAACUCUUUUGGGGAACUAAUUGGAGUUGCACAAUGUUGUUUUUUGCUCAGUAUUUAAAGGCUAAUGUGUCUUUUUGAAUCCUUUUAGAUUAGCCACGAAAAGAUGUCCCAUGAUGCUUCAUUCAUAGCCGUUGUCAAGAGAGCCGCUUGGUCACCGAUAUAAGCCGUGACCAAACUCUGUAUCACCUCUAGAUUUGAACUGUGCAUAUACACCUUUUGAUUGGACUUAGCAUGAUGGUAACAAAUCAUAUUGUAUGUUAUUAUUUGUUGAAAAACUAUUUUCUUUUUAUUGUACCUUUAAUGAAAACAUAAUUUUCUUA
Carassius gibelio (silver crucian carp) is the source of this 4112-nucleotide messenger RNA. RefSeq names its product disabled homolog 2-interacting protein. Bases 172 to 3657 code for a protein of 1161 amino acids. Gene Ontology annotation, biological process: regulation of GTPase activity. The transcript is spliced from 16 exons. Lineage: Eukaryota; Metazoa; Chordata; Actinopteri; Cypriniformes; Cyprinidae. The record is from RefSeq and is a predicted model, not a curated record.